GAGUUGGCUUCGGGGAAGAGGGAAAGGGAAAUCCUAAGUGUCAGCCGGGGCCAAAUCUCACCGCAGGAGCGCGCGUCUCCGGGACCGGAAGUCCCCCCAGGCGGAAGCAGCGGCCGAGUCACGUGUCGCCGAACAUGGCACCGGGGCGAGGGCUGCGGAGGCUGUACUAAACACGGACGUGGAGAACCGUGAGGCACUAGCUGCUAGGAGCAUAGCACCAGAUAUACCUAUUUAAAAAAAAAAUUUUAAGGCUCAAGAUGGAAAAUCAAAAAGAUGCUACUACCAAGAAUUAUUCAGUUUUUGAAAUCAUAUCCAGAAAAAUUAGCCAACUUCCAGAACCAGAAAGGAAUCUACUUGAGUAUGGAUCAACAUACAUUGGACUUAAUGCUGCUCUCUGUGGCCUAAUAGCAAACAGUCUUUUUCGGCGCAUCCUGCAUGUGACAGAGGCUCGAAUAGCUGCUAGCUUACCAAUGGCAGUAAUCCCAUUUUUGACAACAACUGUAUCUUAUCAAAGUUUUGUAAGUUUGCCUUUGAGUACAGGUGAGUUGAAUUGUGAAACCUGUACCAUGACACGGAGUGGACUAGUUGGCUUGGUUAUGGGUGGCCUAUACCCUGUUCUUUUGGCUAUACCUCUGAACGGUGGCCUUGCAGCCAGGUAUGGAUCAACCCCAUUGCCGGACAAAGGAAACAUCUUAAAUUACUGGAUUAGAGUUUCUAAGCCAGUCUUUAGAAAGAUGUUAUUCCCUAUUUUACUUCAGACUGUGCUGGCAGCUUAUCUUGGAUCUAGACAGUAUAAACUACUUGUAAAGGCCCUUCAGUUACCUGAACCUGGCCUCGAAACUCACUGAUUAUAAGCACUUGUACAUACAAAAAAAUAAAAAAUGGUAAAAAUGAUAAUUAACUCCUAUA
This is a messenger RNA of Jaculus jaculus (lesser Egyptian jerboa), 909 nucleotides long. It is a transcript of the gene Tmem126a, whose product is annotated as transmembrane protein 126A. NCBI's taxonomy places the organism in Eukaryota, Metazoa, Chordata, Mammalia, Rodentia, Dipodidae. Bases 258 to 848 code for a protein of 196 amino acids. Gene Ontology annotation, cellular component: mitochondrion. The record is from RefSeq and is a predicted model, not a curated record. Gene Ontology annotation, biological process: mitochondrial respiratory chain complex I assembly. The transcript has 5 exons.